GCUGACCGGAAGCACCGCCAUUUCAGCCAAUGGAAACAAAUCAUCAUUUGAAUUGAUCGCCCAAAAACAACGAACUUCAACACCACCAGCUGGACUCGUGCCACCCCUCCGUGUUUCCUCUCCCUCCUUCUCUCCCUCCUCUACAUUCUCAUCCACCCUUCCUAUACUCCUUUUCGUGGACUGCUUCCUCCCCCUCCUCUUCUGUUCUCCUCUCCGGUCACCCUCACCGGGUCUCUCCAUGCCUGGUAUCCGUUAAGGUUCCUUGGUCCUUGACACAGCUCUAGCUCCAAUUAUGCCGAUUCGCCCAUUGGAUGAAUGGGCCGCUGCCCGCACGCAGUCCCUUCCACUCUCCGCUCUCAAAGGUGCCGUCGUCGGUAUCGAUGCGUCGCAUUACAUCAAACAGCACCUCCUCCACCCUUCCACCCGGGAGCCUCUCCUGGUCGCUCUUGGCGGAUUCCCGUUCGCGCUGAGGAAUAAUAUCGAACGAGAGCUGCAGCUCUUCAAGGACUCGGGCGUAGCAUGUGUUUUUGUCUUCGACGGUCUUGACUUUGGCACUAAGAACCAGCGACCCCACGUAUCGCCGGAGUCGGUACGGGCAUUUGAGCAAGCCUGGGAUCUCUAUGACCAACAACAGGCUGAUCAAGUGGUGGACGCAUUUAGUGGUGCUGGCACUCCUCGACCGGAAUCACUGUAUCGGUUCUUGCAGCGUAUUCUUCAUAAUAAUGGUAUAGAUUAUAUUGUGGCGCCUUAUAGUGGUGCGGCUCAGCUCGCCUACCUCUCAAAAGGCCCUAAUCCCCUGGUGGAUGCAGUGUGCGGCCCAUCGGAAAUCUUGAUGUUCGAUGUGGAUAAGUUAAUUACCCGAAUUGACGCCGACCCAGCGCAGUUUUGCUGGAUAACCAAACAGACAUGCCAGGAGGAAUUAGGUAGACUGUCCAAUGAGCAGUUCCUGGAUUUCUGUCUCCUCUUGGGGUCUUUAUUCCUACCCACAUUCCCCAUAUUUGAGAACCCCGCCUUUCCUGGAAAGGGCGCUACCAUUCGGGAUGCUCUACCGAUGUUCAACUCUGCUGGACGGAGCGCCCUCUCGCUAUGCGCUCAGUUCGAGGAGGAUCGCCGUAUGCAGGAGCUUCAAUACACAGACCGUUACAAGCGUGCAUUCAUGACAGUGAAGCACCAUGUGUUUAUAGAUGCGGAAGGACGGGUGGGCCCGAUGGACCCAGAGAACACCUCUUCCGACAUGCACGAGCUGAUCGAUUCUACCAGACCAAGGUGAUCCAAGUGCGCACUUGGUAUGACGAGAGGUCCGAUACAUCAGUCAAUCUCAA
Messenger RNA from Aspergillus caelatus, 1322 nucleotides. RefSeq names its product PIN domain-like protein. The record is from RefSeq and is a predicted model, not a curated record. Bases 293 to 1270 code for a protein of 325 amino acids. Gene Ontology annotation, molecular function: 5'-flap endonuclease activity; 5'-3' DNA exonuclease activity. Lineage: Eukaryota; Fungi; Ascomycota; Eurotiomycetes; Eurotiales; Aspergillaceae. The transcript has 5 exons. Gene Ontology annotation, cellular component: nucleus. Gene Ontology annotation, biological process: DNA double-strand break processing; DNA recombination; mismatch repair.